AGACACUUGAGCACGUACUGCAGCUACGGGUACCUCUACGCAAUAAUAUACCCCACGACGAUGCUGUUCUAUUCCUUCUUCAAGACCCUAAUUGACCAACAGGUCACUGUCGAGCUCAAGAAUGAUCUGUCGAUCCAAGGAACACUGAAGUCCGUUGACCAGUUCUUGAACAUUUCUCUACACGAUAUCAACGUCCUCGAGGAGUUGAAAUAUCCUCAUUUGUCGGCGGUGAAGAAUGUGUUCAUUCGCGGUUCAGUGGUGAGAUACGUACAUCUACCCUCCGCAGCAGUAGACACAGCAUUGCUUGAGGACGCAACAAGAAGAGAAGCACAAUCCCAGAAGGAGAAGAACCUCGUCCGAUGAGGAUGAGGACGCGCACGACGGCUAGAUGGCGAUGAAAAGAGACAACCAAACACAAUGUCCGAGAGUGUUGAAUGGACAAACCACAAGAAUUGUUAGGGAAAAGCAAAUAUACCAUUUUAAUGCCUGU
Molecule: messenger RNA, 490 nt
Organism: Saitoella complicata NRRL Y-17804
Lineage: Eukaryota; Fungi; Ascomycota; Saitoellomycetes; Saitoellales; Saitoellaceae
Product: LSM domain-containing protein
Exons: 4
Coding region: 61-363 (100 amino acids)
Biological process (GO): mRNA splicing, via spliceosome
Cellular component (GO): catalytic step 2 spliceosome; Lsm1-7-Pat1 complex; U6 snRNP
Molecular function (GO): RNA binding
Source: RefSeq, a predicted model, not a curated record